Aspergillus ochraceoroseus IBT 24754 is the source of this 1680-nucleotide messenger RNA. RefSeq names its product guanosine diphosphatase. Bases 1 to 1680 code for a protein of 559 amino acids. The transcript has 3 exons. Gene Ontology annotation, biological process: nucleoside diphosphate catabolic process; protein N-linked glycosylation. Gene Ontology annotation, cellular component: Golgi apparatus; membrane. NCBI's taxonomy places the organism in Eukaryota, Fungi, Ascomycota, Eurotiomycetes, Eurotiales, Aspergillaceae. The record is from RefSeq and is a predicted model, not a curated record. Gene Ontology annotation, molecular function: GDP phosphatase activity; UDP phosphatase activity.
AUGUCGACUGGAGUUGACAAUCGACAUCUCCAGUCUAUACCAGCCUUUUCACACCCGGGUCCAAGACCGAACAGACGUUCUCUUUCGCGGGCCUCUGUAUCCGCGAGCGCUCCUUUGAACUUGCCAAACGGAUUGUUAGAUAAACCGCCAGCUGUUAUCAUGGCUCAGAGUCAGAGGUCGCGAUACAUAAAAACGGGGGCCAUUGUGGCUGCCUUGUUGCUGAUGCUGCUUUGGAUUUCGCCCUCAAGACGGCCAGCGACCAGUUUUGGAGAUCAUCCUGCUUCCAACGGCGCGGCUCCUCUCACUGAAAAAUGCUCGAAGCCACACGAUCCCUCCAAGCCUUUAAUUCAGUAUGCUCUUAUGAUUGAUGCUGGUAGCCAAGGCUCUCGCAUCCACGUCUACCGGUUCAAUAACUGCGGACCCACCCCCGAACUGGAGCACGAGGAGUUCGAACAAACCGAGAAGCGACAAGGUGGUUCGGGGCUUAGCUCCUAUAAGGACGAUGCUGAGGGUGCAGCUAAGAGUCUGGACCCUCUUAUGGCUGUGGCUAUGAGGACUGUUCCCGAUGAAUACAAGUCUUGCUCUCCAGUUGCCGUAAAGGCCACCGCUGGCCUGCGCAUGCUUGGAGCCGAGAUGAGUCAAAAGAUUUUGGAAGCAGUGAGAACCCGCCUGGAGACCGUGUAUCCUUUCCCCGUUGUCUCGCGAGAGAAGAAUGGUGUUGAGAUUAUGAAUGGCUCUGAUGAGGGUGUUUAUGCCUGGAUUACAACCAACUACCUUCUUGGAAAGAUUGGUGGACCUGAUGAGACUCCUACGGCUGCAGUGUUCGAUCUCGGUGGUGGUUCAACCCAGAUUGUCUUCCAGCCUACCUUCGAGAAAAGCCCAUCAGGCGGCAUGCCGGAACGCUUGGCUGAAGGUGAUCACAAGUACGACCUUCAGUUUGGUGGACGCCACUUUGAGUUAUAUCAGCACUCCCAUCUUGGAUACGGCCUCAUGGCUGCACGUACGGCGGUGCAUAAGGCUAUCGUGGAUGCGAAGCUAGCGAUGAACCCCAAGGAUCUAGCUUGGGUUAAGAUGCCCAUCUCCAAUCCCUGCAUCGGGCCCGGAAUGGAGCGUGAAGUGAAGCUUACAUACCCGGCCGAGCAUCCCCUGGGCCCAGAGGUUGUGGUCAAGAUGGUUGGCCCGCACGAAGGAGCCGUGUCCGCCGCUGUUCAGUGCCGUGGUCUAACCGAGAAGAUCCUCAAUAAAGGUGCCGAGUGUGCGUUGGCACCAUGCUCUUUCAACGGCGUCCAUCAACCGUCUUUGGAGAAGACAUUUGCUAGGGAGGAUGUGUACAUCUUCUCCUACUUCUUCGACCGCACCAAGCCCCUGGGCAUGCCGGAUUCGUUUACCCUUAACGAGCUUCAUGAUCUCACAGCUACGGUCUGCGGCGGCGAACCGGAAUGGACGAUCUUCGAGGGCGUUGAAGAUGCUUUGCCCCAGUUGCGCGACCGCCCUGAGUGGUGCUUGGACCUGAAUUUCAUGCUUGGUCUCCUGCAUACCGGCUACGAAAUGCCCUUGUCGCGUGAAGUCAAGAUUGCCAAGAAGAUUAAGAACAACGAGCUGGGAUGGUGUCUCGGUGCAAGUUUGCCCCUCUUGAGCCAGGAAUCGGGCUGGACCUGCCGAGUCAAGGAAAUUUCAUAG